Messenger RNA from Anneissia japonica, 3085 nucleotides. RefSeq names its product probable D-amino-acid oxidase. The record is from RefSeq and is a predicted model, not a curated record. Lineage: Eukaryota; Metazoa; Echinodermata; Crinoidea; Comatulida; Comatulidae. Bases 69 to 1214 code for a protein of 381 amino acids. Gene Ontology annotation, molecular function: FAD binding; D-amino-acid oxidase activity. The transcript has 6 exons.
ACUUCAAUCUUGAUAUUUCUUCUGAUUGAUUAAGUCUAUAUUUAAGUGUUGGAAAUAUACUCAGAAAAAUGACGUCUGUGUUAGUUGUAGGUGCUGGCGUUAUUGGGCUUACAUCAGCGCUGGAGCUAUUGAAUGCUGGGUACAAAGUUACCAUUAUUGCUGAUCAUUUUAAUGAAGCGCCGAAGACUUACAUGACGUCAGAAGUUGCAGGAGCAUUAUGGGAAUGGCCACCUGCAGUGUGUGGAAGACACACAAAUGAGUCGUCCCUCAAAAGUUCGAAACGUUGGUGCAUGGUGUCAUAUUGGAAGUUCAUCCAACUCGCAUCCGAAGAAAGAGGUACAGGGAUUUACCCCCGUAAGGCCGUCUUCUAUCAGCGUCAGAAGGUGGAGGAAAAUGCGGAUGAGCAUUGUAAGAUGCAGGAGCUAAGUUUCUUGCCCGGCUUCUGUCAUGAUAGCCAACUUAUUGACGAGUUUAAUGUAAACCGUAAUUACGGAGUGAAAGACGCCUACUCUCACAUCUCACCCGUAGUAGAUACAACGCAAAUGAUGAAAUGGUUAUACAAACAGUGUAAAGACCAUGGAGCCACCUUCUUUAAGCGUCGUGUGAACGGUAGCUUAUUGGAUCAGGUUGAUACACUUCUGGUUGAGUAUGACGUAGAUUUCAUUGUCAACUGCGCAGGUCUUGGUGCGCGCGAAACCGCAGACGAUAAAGGUGUUUACCCACUAAGAGGUAUGCUAUUGAAAGUUGCUAAUGAUGGAUCCAAAAUGCCGAAACUAAACAGCGCCCUCGUGAUGCCUUUAAAUGAAGAGUUUAUGGCGAAAGAUCAGCGCAUCGUGUUUAUUCUUCCAAGAGGUGAAAAUGAUCUCUUAAUUGGUGGAUUGGUGGAGGCUGGACAAAGCGAGACCGAAGGAAUCACUUUCAACCAUCCUCAAAUUCAACGAAUGCUAAAGAAUUGUCAAGACUUUUUCCCAGCAUUGAAAGCGUACCAGGAGAGUGAUGUUAAAGAGAUAAUAGUCGGUCUAAGACCUUUCCGCGAGAAUAAUAUCCGCGUGGAAAUGGAACCGAAGUGCCGUAAGAUCAUCCACAACUACGGGCACGGUGGGUCGGGCUGGUCACUAAGCUGGGGCUGCGCGGCUGACGUCACCAACUUAAUCCAACACGAAGUGCAAUCAAAGCUGUGGUCAUCUAGGAUGAUGCUCUUCUCGAAAUUGUAAAUUAUAUCUAUAUUACAUACACUCUUAUUUAUUAUUAAAUAUAUAAUAUAUAGAUAUAAACACCUCUCGAAUAAAUGCCCCCUCCAUAGCCUCAUUUGGGAAUAAACAAUGAACGCAGUAAUCAAUUUUUCUUUCUUUUUUUCUUUCAUUUCGUAAUGUUUGGCCUUCGGCCCGUAGUACAAAACAAUAUCAAUAUUAUUAAUUUCUUUUAGACUAUCAUUUCUUUAACUAAAACAUUUUUCAAUAUAUAUUGCAAGCAAUCUUAAUUCUUUUUUCAUUUCUAAAUACAUGGUUUAAAUAUGUGUAUAUAUUUUGAUUUUUAAUAUUAAUGUAUUUAUCUCUAAGAUUAUUAUAUAUUAUAUAAAGGGCAGCUAUUAAAAAAAAAGUGUAAUGCAUCCCCUAUUUCUCCAAUAUCACAUGCUAAGCAGAUUGUAUUUUCUUUAACAAUAUUUCGAUGUCUUCCAUUCUCUAUAAAUAAAUUGUGUUGACAAACGGAAUCUCGAUAAAAGUGUCCUUAACUUAAAAUUGAAAUUCAAAUAUAUACAGUAAAUAAUCAAAAGUUGAAGUUGUGUUUGAUAUUAGAUUGUAUCCUCCCUUAUGUAUUCAUACAGGGGAAGGAGUAUUUUUUAAUUGGCAGCAUGGUGUCAAUUAGAAAGCAAUAAAGUACUUGGUUGCAAAUGAUUUAUUGAACAUUUUGAUUUAUGUACAUUUUCAAAAGUUUUUUUUUUUGAAAUAUGUUAAAAUAUAUAUCAAUAUGAGUUAGUCUUUUUGCCGAGCUUAUGUAUUUAAAAAUUGUACAUAGUCUUUUGCAAAAGCAAGCAAAUUUACUCAGUGAUAGUAGACAUAAAAUAUAAUACGGUAUUAUCAUAAAUUUAUUGAAAAUGCUAAAACAUGCUGAAUAAGACAAAAUAUACAGAUAGUAAGUGGAAGUGUAGAUAAAAAAAAAACAAAUGUUCUAUCCAACAUAUUCUUAAAGGUUUUGAACUUAUAUUCCGGUUUUUUUUAAUCAAAUCUGUCAAUGUAGAGUGGAACAAUAGAAUUAUAGAAGGCGGUUUGUUGUCUUCAAUUAUGUUUAAUUUAUUUUAGUAGACUUUGUCUAUGUGCCAAUGGGCUCUCGAAUAUGGUGUUAUUGCAAAUUCAAGUGCUAAUGUUUCUUGUUUUUGCUGAUGAAUUACUACUAGUAUAACAACUAUCCGCCUGCGAAAGCUAUUUGACUUCGAUAAUGAAUAUCAAAUGUAUCUUGCCAGCAAAAUCACCAUUAUUUUGAAGAUGGGGCUAUGGGGUUUUUAAUGAGUUCCUGUUCCUUAUGUUUGGUUUUAAAAUUUUAAUGUCUAUGUAUUAUAUUUCAAUUUUGAUGUCUAUGUAUUAUAUUUAACGUUUUUCCUCUAAUUUUGGAGGUAGUUUAAAUAAAUAGUAAAUGUAAAUAUUGGAAAUUUUGUAAUUUUAGUUUACAUAAUUAUCAAUAGUAAUGUAAUGUUUGUGAUCCAGAAUUUCUAAAUUAGGGGGAGGGAAAAAAUGGGGUAAGGGAGCGCGACUGGCAAUCGAGAACUUAUGUUCCGAAGUAGGCGGAAUUAUGUUCGAAAGAGGAAUGCUUUGGCUUAAUUACUGUGAGGGUCCUGGGUCUUUAGAGGCUUAGCCAUUUAAAUUUCAAACUUGGCUAAUGAUAUUUGUUUGGCCGCUCCUGGGGGUGGGGAGGGGUCGAGGGCCCGUUUUGUCACCUUUGGAUCCGCCACAAACGGUGGCCUGAGUUAAGCCUAUUUAUGCCUUGUGUUUUAUUGUAAUGGAAUGCCUAAAUACAUUUUAUCAGGUAUCCAAAUAAGCAUUUCUGUUAUUUUAAAUGUAUGUGAGCAAUAAAGAAGUAUUUAAUUGAA